AUGUCGUCCAAUCCGCGUAGGACACCGGUGACUCGUGCGGAUUCGAGGGGGUUGACCCUCAAGACCAAUGCGGUCCUCAAGAAGGGCGCGACCUUCCACUCUCCUACUACCCCCUCUGACUCUCCUGAACGUGUCUUCCGCCCUCCUCCACUUCCUAGUCGCUCGCACACGAAUCUUGACGAUGUCAUCGACGCCCAUCGCCGUCGCGUUGCUUUGACCAUUGAGGACAUUGACAAAGUCCUGUCCGGUCUUACCACCAAAGACGACUCGUCCCCUUCGGCCCUCAAGAGUCUGCGUGACGACAGCCUUCCUCUCCCCCGCGUGCUUUUGCAUCAUACUCUUGACGCCUAUAUGGGCAAGGAGCAGCCCGAGCGCCGUAUCAUCCGCCCUCGCUCCCCUCGCUCUUCUCGUCAUCACGACUCGGACAGUGGCCUGGGCACUUCUGUUCCCUCGACCCCUGAAAAGGAAGCUGAGUUCAAGAAGUCGGUCAAAACCUCUGCAGUCACUCGGUCUGCGACCCGCACUGCCGCUGGUGCCUCUCUCCCUGGCCUCAGUGCUCGCGCAACCAACCGCAUCUAUGAGCAUACUCUGAAGCCUCUUCUCGCCAAGUCUUUCUUCAAGGACUUCCAUCCCUUGGUCCUUGAAUGCCCGAAGAAGAUUCGUGAGAAACAGAUUGUUUGCCUGCGUGACGUUGAGAAGACCUUGCUUCUUGUGGCUCCGGAGAGGGCCAAAACUGCUGGGCUCUAUCUCGAUUUCUGCCAGGCUACUAUCCGAUGCAUCCAGGCGACGGUUGAAUACCUCAGUGAUCAGGAGCAGAUCCGGCCAGGCGAUGUGCCAUACAGCAGUGGCUACUUCCUGGACCUGAUUGCCCAAAUCCACCGUUACGCACAACAGCUUGCUGAGGCCAAGGAGAAGGGUGACGAAGGCGACACGGAUCUUGAUGCCACCGACGAGAUUAAGCUCCACGGCGGCAUUCACAUCAACGGUCGCCCUGCUGAGCUUGUCCGUGUCAAGAAGAACGGCAAGAUGAUCUCGCUGGCCACCGGUGAGACUAUUGAGAAGCUGGAGGAGGAGCCUAACCCAUCGAUUGGGUUCAAGCGCUCUGCCAGCCAAGAGCUGGCUGACGAGGAGGAAAUCAUGCGAUCGAUGGCUCGGCGCAAGAAGAACGCCAGCCCGGAGGAGCUCGCUCCCAAGAAGUGCCGUGUGCCUGGCUGCGGUAAAGAGUUCAAGCGCCCCUGCGACUUGACUAAGCAUGAAAAGACCCACUCUCGUCCGUGGAAGUGCCCUGUCACCACAUGCAAAUACCAUGAGUACGGCUGGCCGACCGAGAAGGAGAUGGAUCGUCACAUCAACGACAAACACGCGGACAAUCCGCCGAUGUUCGAAUGCUACUUCAAGCCGUGCCCGUACAAGUCGAAGCGUGAGUCCAAUUGCAAGCAGCACAUGGAGAAAGCUCACGGUUGGACCUACAUCCGUACCAAGACCAACGGCAAAAAGUCCAAUGCCAGCGUUGCCGGCAAUAACAAGACCAAUAGCUCCCCUCAGAACAGUUCUACUCAACCUACUCCCCAGCUCCAGAACAUUCCCACUCCUCCAAGCGAGCCCACUCCCAGCGUGGCUAGCCCUGAUGAUUGGAGUCGCAUCUAUGGGAGCAAUUUGGAUUUCCCUACUUACGUGCCCAAUGAUGCCGAUUUCACCAUGAUCCCACAAGAGCUUACGCUUGAUCUGUCGCCAAUUGACCACUCCACGCCGUUUGACAGCCCUACCCCGUUGGACAAUCCUACUCCGUCUACCGAUGCGGGUGUAGACUUCAACUCGGCCUACCAAGACAUUCCAACCGACUUUACCCUCUUCGAGGACAUAUACAGCGCCCCGGUCCAAUUGCCUACGCCUCCUCCUCUCGUUAAUCUCUACAAGGAGCCGAUCCCGCAGCUCGUUCCCUUCACUGGGGCUGAUCUCUGCCAUCCUCAACCGGUUCCAGAGCUUUCGCCUGUUGGGCAAGGGAGUGCCAUGCUGUUUACUCCGAGCUCCCUAGCGGAGGUUGACGAGGGAUUUGACGAGUGCAAUGACAUUGUAAUGGGCAAUGCAAUAAAUGGCGGCGAUUUCAUUCUCUUCCCUAACGGCGGAGCUCGAGUUUCAAAGCCCCUGUUCCCUGAGCCUCUCUUCGCGACGGCUGAUGUCCCUAGCAUCUCGGCUGGCUUCUCUCAGCCAUCGUCCCAGGACGUCCUGAACGCCCUUGGCAUGGAAUGGUCCGUCCAUGACUUUAACAACUACCUCCGGAAUUAA
This is a messenger RNA of Thermochaetoides thermophila DSM 1495, 2286 nucleotides long. RefSeq lists its product as uncharacterized. The coding region runs from base 1 to 2286 and encodes 761 amino acids. The record is from RefSeq and is a predicted model, not a curated record. Gene Ontology annotation, cellular component: nucleus. Gene Ontology annotation, biological process: regulation of transcription by RNA polymerase II. The transcript is spliced from 3 exons. NCBI's taxonomy places the organism in Eukaryota, Fungi, Ascomycota, Sordariomycetes, Sordariales, Chaetomiaceae.